This is a messenger RNA of Saccostrea echinata, 1461 nucleotides long. Its product is annotated as bis(5'-nucleosyl)-tetraphosphatase, symmetrical-like. Bases 201 to 902 code for a protein of 233 amino acids. Gene Ontology annotation, biological process: polyphosphate catabolic process. Lineage: Eukaryota; Metazoa; Mollusca; Bivalvia; Ostreida; Ostreidae. Gene Ontology annotation, cellular component: cytoplasm. Gene Ontology annotation, molecular function: phosphatase activity; endopolyphosphatase activity. The record is from RefSeq and is a predicted model, not a curated record. The transcript is spliced from 2 exons.
UUACUCAACUUUCUUUACCGGACAGAUGAUCUGAUAAUAUUUAGUAUUUACCCUGGAACACAAUUUGUUUACUCAGUUUAUAGGUUUACGGAAGAAGCACCAUGUUGGAGGAAUUCUUUACUAAUUUCCAGUUGCUGCGCGAUUUUUUUCACCGAGUCAAUGAGUAAUAAACCGGUUUUAAAAUGUACAGUGCCAUCUAGAUGCUGAAUUGUAUAACCUUACGUAAUAUUAAAAACAUAUCCCUCUGUCUAAUAAUGGCUGCCUUGGUCGCAAAUUUGAUAGGGCUUCUGUCUAGAAUUUGGUCCUCGCGCUCAAUAGGCGACCACUCCUACAGGGCAAGCAAAUACAAGCUUCCAUACCCCCAAGUCCCGCAUUUAGUCUUGGAAAAUGACGUCAUUAAAGGAAGAAAGAUCUUAAUAAUAGGUGACGUACAUGGUUGUCUUCAAGAGUUGAAGGAAUUGUUGGAGGAAGCUAAAUCUCGGUGCGCGGAUCAAGAGGUACUUCCUGUGUUUGUAGGAGAUCUUUUGUCUAAAGGACCAUAUCCGGUGGAAACCGUCAGGCACCUUCAAACUAUGGAUCAUUUUGCGGUACGUGGAAACCAUGAUGAAGCGGUGCUCAAACAAGCUUUACUCUACAAAAGUACAAAAAAUUACGAACUUCCAAAGAAGUAUGAAUGGGUGCCGAAGCUCUCUGACAAAGACAUUACAUACCUUCAGGAACUUCCGUAUACGAUAUCCAUCCCGAGUUUAAAUGUGAUAAUUGUUCAUGCUGGCUUACUACCAGAGAUUGAUCUGGUUGAUCAGAAUUUGACUAAUAUGAUUAUAAUGCGAAAUAUUGUAAAAUCUCCCGAUGGAUCUCUGACUGCUGCAGAAUUAAAAAACGAAGGAGAGGCUUGGGCUUAGGUAUGGCCUGGUCCAGAUCAUGUUUAUUUCGGCCACGACGCUGUUAGGCGUUUACAGGAGCAUGGGCAUGCAACGGGUCUGGAUACUGGCUGUGUGUAUGGGAAUGAACUUACUGGUGUUCUGAUUUCUAAGGACAAAAGAGAAUUUAUUCACAUCAAAGCAAAAGAAGUUUACAAAGAACCUGACAUACAUUUAUGAUACACUUCAAAAAAAUUGAAAUAUGAUAUUAUAAUACAAGAAAUGUUACCUAUUAUAUAUUAAACUUUCUACAGCAUCAUCCUUAAAUUGUAUUCAAGAGAAAUAUUUUAGUGCGCCUUUUUAUCAAAUUGUUUCCAUGGUAUAGAAUUGGCAAAUACUAAUGUUCUGAAUUAUUCUGAACACAUUGUGCAUACAUUCAUUAUGUGUGAAAGACGAAUCAAAGCAAUCAUAGUUAUUCUAAUGAACGGUUACAAGUACAUCACACGAUAUUUUUUUUUUUGCUUUGAUCAUCUGUACGUAUUUGCAGUACUUAAUACCUUAUUUUUACUUUAUUUUCUAACAAGAAAGACAUGUACGUAUU